Psilocybe cubensis is the source of this 1056-nucleotide messenger RNA. RefSeq lists its product as uncharacterized. The record is from RefSeq and is a predicted model, not a curated record. The transcript is spliced from 5 exons. Bases 1 to 1056 code for a protein of 351 amino acids. NCBI's taxonomy places the organism in Eukaryota, Fungi, Basidiomycota, Agaricomycetes, Agaricales, Agrocybaceae.
AUGAAAGAUCUCGGGAAGCUUUUUAAAGACACUUUGUCAAUUUCAUCUGCACUUGCAAACUAUUUUGGAAAGUCAAACUAUGGUACAUUCCAUCUGGAUAUUCAGCGCAAAGUUGAUGGAGUGGCACAAGGAAUCAAAUCACAUUCUGACACAUGGUUUUUGUCAAGCUAUACACAAGUUGUUUCUGUCUACACUUGCAUGCCCUUGAUCAAGAAGUGUAUUAAAUCUAACGUUCUAAACUGGAUCUGCAUUGCAUACGACUUGGAGCAAGUUCUUGCAUCUCCUGUUAUUGGAGUUGGAAAUCUUCAAAGUGAAGUUGUCAACAUCUACAAUCAUCAAUUCAAUCAGAUGAUGAAAGAGUCGUCUCACCACAUAUAUUUUCUUGCAUAUUAUCUUCAUCCAUUAUUUCAUCAAUAUGAAGGAAUACAACUUGUCAUGCCGCCACUUUCAAAGGACCAAGCGUUGACCAAAGAAAAUUAUCCCACUCUUUUUAAGCUGCUUCUCACAUCUGUUCUCUGUAUUUUCCAAGGCAAACAACUACGCACACAAGAUUCAGGAAUGGAAGUUGUCCCCAUUCUAAUCUGCCAGUUAAUUGCCUAUGCUUAUAAUCAGACUCUGUUCCAACAAGCUCCCCUAACACGCAAUACAAAACCUCUUAAAUGGCGGAACCAAUUUGCACAAGAUUCAAACAGUAAUUUGCUUGCACGAGUUGCAAUCAAAAUAUUUUCCAUCUCUCCUUCAGAGAUUUGUGAUGAAAGAACAGCCUCUCGUCUCGGCUGGUUCAAUGCUGCACGUCGCAGCUCUAUUACUCCAGAGCAUCUUAUCAGCUCCGCGAAGCUUUACGACUACUAUGUCAAUGGAUUCAGUGAAAAGGGAUUCAAGCAUAGUGCUCGUGUUCAUCUUUCCACAAUAUCCGAAUUUCCUAUGAAUUCAGCUCCCUCUACAUUCUCCGCUCCAACGCUAAUGGACCUUGUCAACAAGGACAAUGUUGACCCCCAACUCAAUUCUGCGGCUUUGGAACAUCUAUGGUUCAAUAAUCCCGAUCCAUAUGAUUAG